AUGAAGACGUGGGGGAUAUGCUUGCUAGUAAUCUUUUCCCUUGUUGUUACAGUGCCAGUGGAAGGUAGGACCUACGUAGGUGGCGGUGUGACUAAUCCGUGCUCAGGUCCUUAUCCUCCUCCAGGAUGCAAUCCUCCAAAUUCUCUUCAUACGAAUGUUCCUCCAGGUCCUAAUCCCGCCAACAAAUACACCCGUGGAUGUUCCAAAAUUACACGCUGCCAACGAGAUAUAUGA
This is a messenger RNA of Eruca vesicaria subsp. sativa (arugula), 234 nucleotides long. Lineage: Eukaryota; Viridiplantae; Streptophyta; Magnoliopsida; Brassicales; Brassicaceae. The record is from the annotation of a GenBank genome assembly.